This is a messenger RNA of Ectocarpus sp. CCAP 1310/34, 7398 nucleotides long. Lineage: Eukaryota; Phaeophyceae; Ectocarpales; Ectocarpaceae. The record is from the annotation of a GenBank genome assembly.
UUCACAUCGAGUCACACCCCAGCAGCAGCAUGGCGUCCGCCACGAACUACCUGAAACAAGGAUACGUCCCGUUUAGCGGGAAGCCGGAAGAUUUCCACGGCUGGAGUGGCCUGUUCUACUCCAUCAUGGAUGAGCAAGGAUUAGGCGACAUCAUGGCUGGGACGGAGACCGCCCCGGCAUCGGCGGCCAGCAGCGCGGAUUCGGAUCGUGCUGCGUUCGACAGGACGACGCUGGAAUUCAAACGUAAGAACGGCAAACUGUACACACGGUUAAACUUUGCUACGUCCGACUGCGCCGAUGGAUUCUCGAGCACUGCUUCCCAAGUCGUUCGAGCCUUCGGCCCCGCUCGCGUUGGUGAGCAUGGGGACGGACGUGCGGCAUACGUUGCCCUAGAAGCGAAGUACCGCCAGAAGGGCACCUAUCGGAUGCAUGAACUGCAGCGAGAGUUAGGAUCACUUGCGGUCACUGCCGAGGACGAUUACGACCCGGCGCGUGCAAUCCAAGACUUGCGUCGUAUCAGUUCCGAACUCGAGUCACUUGGAGACAAGGUCGUACCAGCCCGCCAGACGCAUAUCUUGUUGAACGCGCUUCCUGACCAGCACUACGCCCAACUUAAGGCCGCGCUGGUGUGCGGACAAGCCGAUGGCUCGGAGUUGGAUCUUGACUUCGAAAAUGUCGCGCACCGAGCGACCGCGUACCAUACACUGCAGAUCAGGGGGAAGGUUUCUGCCCACGGCCGUGCCCACAACACGGUCGUGCACGGGGGUGCACGUAGUUUCCGUAAGCAAGGCGGACGUGGCGGACGCGGCGGACGCAACCGCCAAGGCAAUGGCAGCCAACCGACCGGAGACAACGGCAGCAGCGGCUCCUCCGCCGGAAAUUCCAGAGGCGAUAGCCCUGGAGGCGCGCAAGAUGUGCGCGGGCGAGGCCGCGGCAACAAGUCCAAUAAAGGCGGAAACAAAAGUCACCAAAAGGGCCGAGACCGUCAGGGACGCUGCAAGUACUGCCACAACUCUACAGAGCACGGAUGGGACGGCUGCCCCCUUCGCCUGGAGAACGUGCGAGAGGAUAACGCCCAACAGGCGAAUGCCGCCGCGCCGGAACCGUCCACGCAGGCAUGGUUCACCCGAGUCGAGGAAUCCAGCGGUGAGCCGGAGGACUUUUCCAUCUCGUUUGGAGAACCGCAGGCACUGGAGAUGCCUGCCGCGGCGCUGCCGGAGAAGCGCGCCGCCGUGGGCGUGCAGGAAGGUCUUGUCAUCUACGAUCCGCAGGCACUGGAAAUGCCUGCCGCGGCGCUGCCGGAGGAGCGCGCUGCUGCUGAGGAGGAGGUGCCGGAGGCGCCUGUUGCGGCGCUGCCAGAGGAGUGCGCUGCUGAUGAUGCGCAGGUGCUGGAUGCGCCUGCUGUGGCGCUGCCCGAUGAGCGCGCUGCUGCUGAGAAGCAGGUGGCGGAGGCGCCUGCCGCGGCGCUGCCAGAGGAGCGCGCUGCCGACGAUGAGCAAGUGCUGGAUACCCCUGCUGUGCCGCUGCCCGAGGAGCGUGCUGCUGAUGCUGCUAGUGACGUUCAGGUGCAGAACCCGCUUGCUGAUGCAACAGAUAUAGUUGCCUACACCAGUGUGUACCAGGUUAAGGACGAGUCCGCCAGGAGCACCAUUAUGUUCGUAGACACAGCAGCGUCUAGCCACAUGGUUAGCGCGGAUUCCUACGCAUCUCGCCACGUGACCGAGAAGUCGGACUGCAACGUGAGGAUCAAAGGUUCGUGUGGAACGUCGAGCGCGGCUCAGAAAGGUAUCCUGCGUUUCGGCAUCUCAAACGACCGGAACCAACUCGUCCCGGUGGAGCUACAAGUACUACUGGUUGACAACCUAGGAGCGAACAUCCUCUCGGUCGGAGCCCUGAAGGAAAGGGGGGUGAUGUGCGAUCUUCUGUCUACUCCUCCAGCACUCCGUAGCAGCGAUCAGGCCUUCCCCAUCUCCACGGAGAUUUCGCGGAUGUACAGCGUGAACAUUGUCCUCGACGACAUGAGGAUGGACGGGACCGCGAUGCUGCUCAAGACGAAGGUGAAUGCACACAUGUGGCACCGGAGGAUGGGCCACUGUAAUCCGCGCGCCCUCCAGCAGCUGGCGAGGAAGGAGCAUUCUGGGGUUAAAUUUGACCAAAACAUCGAGUCUGGCGACUGCGAGGUAUGUGCUGUCGGCAACAGCAAGAAGUCUAGUCACCCACCGGCUAACCGACCUCGCGCCGGCACUCGUCUUGCGCUCUUGCACGUAGACACCUGGUCGCACUCCGUAAAAUCUCUCGGUGGACACAAGGGUGCGGUGAUGUUCACGUGUGACAAUACCCGCAUGAGGUUUGGUUUUCCCAUCAAGAGCAAAGAUGCAGCUGCUGAGGCGCUGGAAACUGUUGUCAAGGAGGAAGCCGACCCGGAAGGACUGUGUAUCACCACGCUACACUGCGACGGAGGGGGCGAGUUCAAGGGAAGGUUCGCGGCGCUGGCAGCAUCACUUGGAAUCAAAAUCGAGACCAACGCCCCGUACAUGCCUCAAGGCAACGCCGUCGCCGAGCGUGGCUUUGGCACGGUCGCAGCCAUAACGCGGCGCCUUCUUCUUGGGGCACCUCAUCUACCGGAGAGUCUGUGGGCCGAAGCGUUCCAAUACGCGAUCUAUAUACUGAAUCGCACGCCUACGGACGUCUUGGGCGGCAAGGCACCACUUGAGGUAUGGGAGAACAAACCGCUUGGCAGCUUGCACCACAUCCGCGAAUUCGGUUCGGUAUGCUUUAAGCACGUGGAAGCGGGGGACAGGCCCAACAAACUGGCUGCCAGGGCUGAGAAGAUGUUUCUGGUCGGUGUCAACCCUAAAAGCCGGUCGUGGAGGCUAUGGUCCCCUCGUGACAAGUUUAAGAUCACCAACUCCGCCGAAGUUUCUAUUCGCGAGAAAGCCCCGCGCGACGUGGUUCCCCCCAAGGCAGGGCAUGAUCCGCUGCCAGAGACUCCAAUGAUUUACCAUCCCGGUCCGGAAGAGUCUGAUGACGACGUCGACAGUGUGGUGGAGCCACAAGACGAGCAGAAGGAUAACGAGCCGGAGCCCACGCCUCAGGCGCAAGAGCCGGGCCCCCGUCGCAGCACCAGGAACCCCAAGCCGACUGAACGUCUGAACCUGUUUACCUUUGCCACGGAGGAGGAGGCCUUCGAGCAAGUGGAACGCUCCCUGCUCACCGGAAGCUCGCUUGGCAACAACGGGACUGGCAACCCUGGCGAAGUGGGCUACAGGGCUCCCGACCCUUCGAGCUACGACGAAGCGAUCCGUGGGCAGGAUGCUCUAGACUGGCAAGAGUCCAUGCGGAACGAAAACCAGUCGCUUGUCGACCUUGAUGUGUACGACUGGGUCGAGCCGCCGACGAGUGCCCAGGACCAGCCGAUCCCGUCAAGGUACCUUUAUAAGCGGAAGUACAAGAAUGGCGAGCUUGCUCGACUGAAGAGCCGCGUUGUGGUCCAAGGCUUUCACCAAGCAGACACGGGCGAGGAUAAAGCGGCGCCUGUGGCGUCCAUGGAAUCCGUCCACCUGCUGAUUGCUAUCGCAGCCAAGAAUGGUUUUGGCCUGAAGCAAGCCGAUAUCAAGACGGCAUUCCUCCACGCGCGGGUUCCUGCAAAUGCGAAACCGAUCUACGUCAUCCCUCCGAAAGGGUUCGAGUGCUCUCCGGAACAACAGGGAAAAGUGUGGCGACUCAAGGCGUGGCUCUACGGGCUGCGCCUCUCUCCGAAGGGCUGGAACGGCACCUUCCACGACUUCCUGCUGGAGAUCGGGUUCGUUCAGAGUACGGCGGACCCCUGUCUCUACAUCCUUAACGCGGGAGGGGUCCUCCUUCUCGUGUACGUCGACGACAUUCUUUUGUCGGGAAGCGACGAAGCGCAGGUGAUGCGGGUCGUCGAGCAGCUGAAGGAGCGGUUCGACACAGUGUUCCUGGGAGAUGCACAGUUCCUGCUCGGUAUGGCACUUGAGAGGAACGUCGACGCCGGAACGAUCUUCCUGUCGCAGGAGAUGUACGCGAAGGCCGUACUUGACAAGUUCGGAAUGGCCGACGCGCACUCUACGAAGACGCCUGCGGAGGCUGGGCCUAUCAGCACCGUGGAGGAGAAGGUUUUGUCUCCAGAGGACACGGUGUACUUCCGGUCCGCCACGGGCAGUCUCCUGUAUCUCAGCAGGGGUUCGAGGCCGGAUAUUACCCACUCGGUGAUGGUGCUUACGAAGAGCAUGGCGAAACCGGGUCCCAAGGCGAUGGCAAAGCUGAAGCGGGUUCUCAGGUAUCUAAAAGGGACAACCACUAUCGGGAUCACAUACACCGAAGACGCCGACGGCGGAGACAAGCUAACGGCGUACGCGGAUUCUGACUUUGCCGGUGACCAAGACAAGGGCUACUCCACAACCGGUGUCGUUCUCUAUCUCGCAGGUGGCCCAGUGAUCUGGAUAGCCAAGAAUCAAACGGUGCUGGCCAUCUCCACGUUCGAGGCAGAAGUCGUCGCGCUGUCCAAGGCGUGCCUCAUGGUUAUACAUUUUCGAAAUUUGCUAGAGUCGUUGAAGAUGAAGCAGAAGCAAGCAACAGUAUUGUACGAGGACAACGCGGGUGCCGUAGCGUUCGCAAAGGGUAGCAAAAUCACGCCCCGCACGAAGCACAUCGACGUGAAGUUCCACCACGUCCGGCACCUAGAGGACCAAAACGUGGUAGAUGUAACUUACAUCGACACCAACAGGCAGAGGGCAGACAUAUUGACCAAAAGUUCGGGAGCUGUGAAGUUCCUGCAGAACCGCCUUAUUUUGCUUGGAGUGGCGAUGGGGAAUGACUCAAUGUCAACGGGCACAGAAGCAGCAGCUGGAGACCAAGACAGCGGUGGCGGUGGAGAUGGAGAUGACGUUGGGGAUGCUGAUUUCCUUCAAGGGAUAUUUGAUGAGGCCAUCGGUCUGGACGAUGUUAUCGCUGACUCCAUCAGCUGUUCUCCCUCGGUCGAUGACUGCGAGGACAACAGGGGAGGUGCGGACUGCAACACAAAUCAGGAUGACUCCCAGCGGUGCGCUGCUGUGCGAAGGUCAACGCUUUCUCCCCCAAAGGUCCCCGUGUGGCGCAUGCUGUACAUCGAUCCCGAUGUGGCCGAUCCAAAACAUGUCACAGAACUGUUGGAGAGUGCCGCUUCGCAGGCGCUCGGAUGGGCUUGCGUGUUCGACGUGGCGACAGACAUCGUGGAGGCGCUGGCAGAUCUUCGCGGAGACACCAUGUCGGUAUACCGGGGGGUGUUCAUCAACGAGUCGCUGUUCCGCCACAAGAAGUUGAACCAAGGGAAAGCAACGGACAAAUCGAUCUUGGGCAAGCAUUUGUCCAAGUUUCUUCGGGAAGCCGGGAUGUCGAGCGCCCGCAUCAUCUUGCUCGUAGCUGGCGACGUCGACUUUGACACCGCCGAUGCCGGAUUGCACGGCCUGAGUGCGGUCUUGCGAAAACCCUUCACAAAGACGGGCUUGAUGGAUAUCUUGCGCGGCCUGUAUCUCAGCAACGAGUCGAGGUCUGGAGCCGCUGCGGCCCCGUUGUCAAACCCGGAACCCCUCGGCGUUCCGUUUCCAGGGCAGUAUAGAUCAAGGCCACCAGAGGGAGUUCCACUAGCGGCGGCCGCGGCCGCGGCCGAGGCGGCAGCAGCAGCAGGUGGAACCACUCCAUCUACUAUCCACGUGGGUGCGCCGGUUCUAGCACCGUCUCAAUACCCGGCAUGCUUGGGAUUCACGCCGUUCACUCACCCAAUGCUCAAUCCGUACAACUUGCCUCUAGCCUUGCUUCGAUCGGGGAAGCCAAAAGCGUGGCCCCGGAGAAGGUACACCAACAUCGCCCCGAGAGAGAAAGAUGACGACCUUGGUGACCAGUCUGCCCCGGUGCUGGAUGGCGCAAGUCCGGAAGAUGUCACGGCGGCAGCCGAUGAGUGUGGUGCUGCUAUAGCCGUCUCGGAACAGACCGCGGGGCAGGCGAUUUAGCCACAUAUGCUCAAGGGUUGGCAGGAGGCGUUACCCCAGCAAGUGGUGUGGCUGUGCAAUAGCAGCUAGAGGUUUUCUGGUCAGUUCGGCAUCAUUGAUAGAUAGAGAGCUUUCGGGCGAGCAAUGCGUGCGAAGUUGGGCUUGACGGGCGCGCGAUUUGUCCAGUGCCUCGAGAAAAGACUCUUGUACUGUCGCCAGGCAGCCGGUUAGCGCGGUCGACGUGACGUACACUGAGAACAUACACCGAUGCUGAAAUUCGACCGACUGCGCGUUGGUACAGCAGUGGUUGUAGCGUUGUUCGGCGUGGGAGGCAGCUAGACUAUGUAUGUGCGCGCGCGGGGUUGGGGGGGGACCUCAGUCCUACUUCACAAGCGUUGUGAUCUAUUGUACGCUGUUCGAUGGUUGGACCCCCAUUCAACAGGUUGGGCUUGGAUUCUCCCGGUCAUUCACGGUCUUGCGGUAGGGUAUCCCCAAUGGACCGAGUGCCAAGGCUGGGGUAGAGUAUGCCCACCAGCAGAGGUCAAUUCAGACAUUUUUAGCUUCUCUGAACAUGUAGAACCCGUGGUGUUCAUUCUCGGCGCUGGAAGCGGCAUGGCCGAUUGCUUUUAACACAGCCGUCUAAGGAAAAAAACGAACACGUACACGAGGUGACAAUACCCGCACUUAAUAUCCACAUGAGGGGGGUCGGUCCAUACACGUGUCGAGGAUUGUGCCAUCGAGGUCCUGCCAGUGCUUCCAGUCGACCUUGGCCAAAAACUGAAAAAAAGCACGCGCGAAAUGCCACCAAGUUCUCGACCUAUGCAUAUGUACACAAUCUGUUCUGCACUACGACCCCGGCAGAGCACCCAUGAACCAGUUCCAAGUGUAAUACGCUCCAGUACGAGGCAAAAAUUCAACGCGACGUUGGCAACCGGGCAAUUGCGGCUUGAUCAACGUCGGGUUGUCUCAUUUUUAAAACAAACUAAUGAAGUUCUAACACUUGACGAAAGGUUACGGUUCGCAAGCGAAACAUCAGCAACCAACGGUUACAGCGGAAAUAGACAAACGUCAAUGAUGUUUGAUGUGGUUCGCCUAACCUUGAUGGUAACUCAGGGCUUCAAGACCUACAACCGCAACAGCCCAACAUAAAGGCGACAGCCACUGUAACUCCGACGUCUCGAACGGACGCGCACGACCAGUGACCCUGAAACGCGAGGGGCGAUCAAAGGUCAAGGAAGGCACUUGCUUGAGUUAAUGCAGGGUCGCUUUGCCCCGCUGCAGCCGCCGCAUUGUCGGCGCCAUGUACAUUGUCCGAGCCGAGCGAGGAUUGAUUACAGGCAACGGGAUCCGCAACCGGCGCUGUCGCUGCAGCCGUAGCCGUAGCGGUGGCGGGGCUGCUGCUUCUGCUGCU